Molecule: messenger RNA, 3291 nt
Organism: Bathycoccus prasinos
Lineage: Eukaryota; Viridiplantae; Chlorophyta; Mamiellophyceae; Mamiellales; Bathycoccaceae
Exons: 1
Coding region: 1-3291 (1096 amino acids)
Biological process (GO): COPII-coated vesicle cargo loading; endoplasmic reticulum organization; intracellular protein transport
Cellular component (GO): COPII vesicle coat; endoplasmic reticulum exit site
Molecular function (GO): structural molecule activity; protein binding
Source: RefSeq, a predicted model, not a curated record
AUGGGCGGCAACAAAACAAUCCGUCGAUGCGCGACGACGUCGUUCUCCCCGACCUCGACUUUAAUCGCCUGCGGAACCGUCGCCGGCGCGAUGGACGAUUCCUUCUCCACGACGGCAAGUUUAGAGGUGUUCUCGGUGGAUCAUUCGAACGCUUCUUCUUUUGAUUCUUCUUCUUCGAACACGAACGAAUGCGAAAUGGUCGGGACGGGCGUUUCGGUGACCGAACGGUUCCACAGAUUGUGCUGGGGCGAUCAAGUGAGCGAGCGGUUACCGGCGGGGAUUUUAGCCGGCGGUUUAGCGGACGGGACGGUGCAAUUGUACGAUCCGAACGCGAUGAUGAUGCAGAAGAAACAAAAGAAAAGAGAGGAGAACGAGGAGAACGGUGCAUCAUUUUUCGGCGCAAAUCACGAGGACUUACCCGCGGCGAAUUCAGUGUCCGGGUGCGUGUUGACGACGUUGCAAAACGCGCACGCUGGGGCGGUGAGAGGAUUAGACUUUAAUCCGUUUAGCUCAAACUUGUUAGCGAGCGGCGGGCGAGACGGGGAGUUGAGCAUUUGGGAUAUCAACGACCCGAUGAAACCGAGCAAAUAUCCAGCGUUGGUGAGUGGACCGAGUGGACCGCAUACCGGGGAAAUCGCGCAGAUUCAGUGGAAUACGAAAGUGUCGCACAUUUUGGCGAGUUGCGGGACGACGAGCGGGACGACCGUGGUCUGGGAUUUGAAGAGGCAAAGACCGGUGAUUUCGUUUGUAGAUCCGCAGUCAAAGAGAAGAUGUUCGGCGAUUAGUUGGAAUCCAGACGUGGCGACGCAGUUGAUUGUGGCGAGCGAUGACGAUAGGUCAUGUUCGUUACAAGUGUGGGAUUUGAGGAAUAGCGUCGCGCCGACGAACGAGUUUGUCGGGCACACGAAAGGGGUUUUGUCCUUGGCUUGGUCGCCGCACGAUGGGGAUUUGUUGUUGUCGAGUGGUAAAGAUAAUAGGACUUUGGUGUGGGACGCGAAGGAUGGCAGCGUUUUGGCGGAGUUUCCAGCGAGUUCCAAUUGGAACUUUGACGCGCAGUGGUCGAAGAAAACCGCCGGGGAGAUUUCCGCGGCAAGUUUUGAUGGGACCAUUAGCAUUCACAAUUUGAACGAUUGCGGUAAGCAAAGCGCACAUCAACACCAACAUCAACAAUACGGGCAAAAUGGAACGCAACAGCAGCAACACCAACAACAACCGAGAGAGCCGAUGCGUAAAGCGCCAAAGUGGAUGAAACGCCCGGCGGGCGCCUCGUUUGGUUUUGGCGGUAAACUCGUCUCGUUCGGGUCCGAUAAUCCAGGUGUGGUUAAAAUCACCACCGUGGACGUUUCGGACGAGCACGAGAGUAGAAGUGCGAGUGCUGGUGCGAGACAUGGCACUUCUCUCGCGGGCGUUUCGGACGGCGGUGGUGACGCCGCGGAAGAAAACGACAUCGACGCUGAAUUUCAAGCGGCUAUUAAAUCAAACGAUGAACAACAAUUGAAAGCGUUGUGUGACGCGCGUUCGCAAAGCAAAGACCCGUCGAUUUCUAGCGAAGAUAAAGAAACGUGGGCGUUCAUGUCGAUUUUGUUUUCCGACGACGCUCGACGACGUAUGUUGGAACAUUUGAAUUUUUCAGACGCGUUGAAGAACUUGGAACGCUCGAAACAAAUGCGCUUGACCGAAGCCGCUUUAGAAAAUGCAACUUUAAAUGAUGACACCGCAGGGACGUCGUCCUCGGGAUUAGACGAACAAUCGCAAAUGGUUGCGCCGCCACCUCCUGUUGAAGACGAAAACGCGUUCUUUGACGGAUUAGGGGAAGACGUGAAGAACCAAUCCGGUUUAGCGUCGCCGCGAAAGUCAACCAUACCUACGCCGCUCUCCCCGAAGCGAGAGACAAAACAAGAAAAAGUUGCACCCGUGUUGAAACGCGAACCGGCGGAUAGAGAGAUAGAGAGAUGCCUCAUCGUCGGCGAUUACGAUGGUGCAGUGGAAGCGUGCGAAAAAGCGGGUCGUUUCGCAGACGCGUUAGUUUUAGCCUCCUCCGCCGGUCCAGAACUUUGGCAAAGAGCACAAAAGCGUCACUUAGAGAGAUCACCGCGACGGUAUUUACAGUUUGCGGAGUCCAUUGCCUCUGCGAAUUUAGAAAAGCUUGUAGAAUCGGAACCGAUUACGAAUUGGAGAGAGACUUUGGCGAUAUUGUGCACGUAUUCGGACGCCAAGGCGUGGGAUGAUUUAAGUUUGAAACUCGCCGAGAAGUUACAAGCCGCAAACAUGCCGCACGAGGCGUCUUUGUGCAGAGUAUGUGCCGGUGAUGUGGAUAAUGCCGUGAAGCACUGGUCCAUGCGCGCUCGAGGGAGCGCGACGUCGUCCAAAUUUACGAGCAAGAAGGCGCAGUGGCAGUUGCUCGAGAAGGCCAUCGUGUUAUCGCGCGCGGCAAACUUGAGUCAAGCGACGCCUGGGUUUGCGCGACUUUUGUCUUCCAGAGCGGAAAGUCUCGCGAGUUCGGGCAAGUUAAAGUCAGCGUUGGCGCUUUUGGAUAUGGCGCCAGGCGCUGGAAUUAACGGUCGAGAAGACGCGGACAUUGCGUUGUUGCGGGAAAGAAUCGAUCGCGCGUCCUCGGAGUCGAAAGCGGCGAGUAGUACUAGCGCUGGAGGGUACCACCAGCAGCCUCGUUCGAACGGGUAUUCCCGUCAACCGCCACCGAUGCAACCGUCCUCCUACGGCGGCGGUGGUGGGGUACCGCCCAUGAACCCGAUGAUGAACACAUCCUUCGCCGCUCCCCCGCCGCCGCAGCAGCAACAACAGCCGUUUCAACCGCCACCGAGCUACUCUGCCGCACCGCCUCCUCCGCCAACGCAGUUUACGCCUCCACCAGCUCCGGCUCAAAUGUCUGCUCCGGCGAUGCCACCACCGCCGACGAAUCCGGACGCGAGCUUUUACGGCGCGCCUCCGCCCGUGCCGGCGUCUGCGCAUUUGCCGCCGCAAGGCUCGGCGAAUACGAGUUUUUACGCCCCGCCCUCCGUGCCGGGAGCACCUGGUGGUAGUACAAACUCAUACGAUCCGUACGGAGGAGGUGGUCGACGCGAAUCUGAGGUGCCGAAACCGCCGCCGGUGACGUCGUUCGCUCCGAGCGAGAUGGAAUACGACGACGCCCCGGUGCAGAGCGCCUAUUCUACCGGAGCGAGCGCGCCGCAGCACGGUGGUGGUGGUAUGAAUCAAAGCUUUCAGCAAAUGACGCCACCAGCGCCAGGUAUGGGGCAACAGUCCAUGAUGCCUCCCCGUCCUAUGCAUUAG